GACAUUCUAUCGCUUCGAGGCUGCCUGGGACAGCGCCAUGCACAACUCCCUCCUCCUGAACCGUGUCACUCCCUACGGAGAGAAGAUCUACAUGACCUUGUCGGCCUACCUAGAGGUAACAUAUUACACAGUGGUAUACAGUACGUAGUAUAUCGUUGUAUAUAGUGUUAUAUAAAUGACCUUUGUCGGCCUACCUGGAGGUAACAUAUUAUAUAGUUAAUAAUACAAUAUAUUCGAUUUAUCAGACGCUUUUAUCCUAAUCAAGCGGGAAUCGAACCCAUGACGUUGCAAGCACCGUGCACUACCGUCUGAGGACCACAUAUAGUUCUACAGUUAUACUGUACCUCUACAUGAUCCUUCCUGCCUAUCGCGAGGUAACACUAGAUCCACAAAGACCAGCUGAGAAAAUCUAGACUCUUCUCAUAAUGACUGGUUCAGAUUUUGUCAGUUGCGUUUCGGAAUUUUAGAACUAUGGAACCACAACAAUAGGUCGUUUUUUUUUUCUCCCACAAGGCCAAACUGUCAGACUGUUUAAACUGUACAUCACCCUGUUGGUUGAUCUGAAUCUGGAGAUACUGUAUAACCACAUUGGCAUUAGUUAAGGCUCCAUGCUCUCAGACUGCUGACCUCUCAGGAAGACUUUAGUUACUUACUGUAACUGUUUCAGAAAUGAUCCCUGCACUUCACUUACAGUACUAUCCAAAAUGAUCCCGUCUGUAUCUGGACUUACUGACUGUAUCUGGACUUACUGACUGUAUCUGGACUUACUGACUGUAUCUGGACUUACUGACUGUAUCUGAUGUUAUGAUCUAAGAGGCAGAGAGAUGAGCUUUAAAACCCUUUUCCUUUCUUUAGAUGGAGAACUGCACUCAGCCAACAGUCAUAACCAAAGAUUUCUGCAUGGUGUUCUACUCUCGAGACGCUAAACUCCCUGCCUCCCGCUCCAUCCGAAACCUGUUUGGCACAGGAAGCCUGAGGGCAGCGGAGGGGUGAGUUGAACAUCUAAUUAUUAUUAGCAGAAACAUUCCUAGAAGAUGAUGGUUAAAUCAAUGGAAACAAUGGAAACAAUCCCAUUAGCUGUGUCUGUUCUCUGUCUGUCUUUCUCUCUGCAGUAACCGGGUGACAGGUGUGUACGAGGUCAGCCUAUGUCACCUGGCCGAUCAUGGGAGUCCAGGUGAGACACUUUCUCCAUCGCCUCUCCUCACUGUCUGUGUGUCUAUGUGUGUAUUUGACAUUGACGACAUUGCAGUCAGACUGCAAAGAAUGACUGAGCCACAAACCUCCUAGCAUCCUGAAAAGCUACUCAUUACGUGACCAAGAUGAAUGAUUCUGCCUUGCCUUGCUCAAACGGGAUCCCCUCAGAUAUGCUGCAUCACUGCUUCCCCCUUCACCCUUGACCUCUCGUGACCCCCCCCCCCCCCCCCCUACCCACCCAGGUAUGCAGAGGAGAAGUCGACGGGUGCUGGACACCUCGGUGGCGUACGUCCGCGGGGAGGAGAACCUGGCUGGGUGGAGACCUCGCAGUGACAGCCUCAUCCUGGACCACCAGUGGGAGCUGGAGAAACUCAGCCUCCUGCAGGAGGUAUGUGGUACUACACCCUACACCCUAUACAGUGCCUUCAGAAUGUACUCAGAUCCCUUGAUUUAUUCCACAUUUUGUUGUUACAGCCUGAAUUCAAAAUGGAUUAAACAUAUUUAAUUUCUCACCCAUCUACAAACAAUACCCCAUAAUGACAAAGUGAAAACAUGUUUUUAGAAAUGUUAGCAAAUUGUAGUAAACUACUAGUUAACUACAGAAAUAUCUAAUUUACUUAAGUAUUCUCACCCCGAGUCAACACAGUGGUUAUUCCUUUAAAAGUUGCAUCAUACCGCAGCACAGCUUGGUAUGGCAUGUUAGAGUGCAUGACGUCAUGGUAUUUUACUGUCAGCCAUUGUUGCCAUUAAUGCUAGUUUGACCACCAGAGGGCAUCUUUGAGAAGCUAAGUUAUUGAAAUUACACGGAGCUGUAGGCCUAAGAGUGCUGUUUACUGUAGCUGUUUUAAUUUACUUAUCAGCAUAAAGGCCUACUUCAAUAUACAGUAUAUCAAUCAAUCAUUCAUUUGUGCAUGCCAUCACACAGCAUGCAAUUCAUCCAUGUCUUUAAAAACAGUCAAGCAUUUUAGUUAUAAAAACGAAAUAACAAAGGGAGCCUUGAAUAAUUAAACAAUGAAUAAACUGCAACAUGUCGGCUAAAGCAAUUUAAUUCACGAAUGCAUUUGACUGUUUUUAAUAUUGGCUGCACUAGAGACUUAAUUUUUGUUGUUGUUGUUAGAACAGACUAUAUGGGAUUGAUUAUAAUUUGUUUGUAAAUUAUUCCUGUAUUUGUUGUGCAGUUUAUACUGUUAGAAAUGUAGCUUGAUUAAAUGGUUAAUAUUAUGGUGUUUCUAUUUAAAGAAAAACAAAAAUGCAUUUUACUUAGCCUAUGUAGGCCUCAGGGUGUCCGUUAGGAACAUAUGGCGCUGUACAAUGUGACUGGUCGGGAGUAGCUUAGUGGUAGUUUAGUGGUUAAGAGCGUUGUGCCAGUAACCGAAAGGUCGCUGGUUCUAAUCCCCGAGCCGACUAGGUGAAAAAUCUGUCGGUGUGCCCUUGAGCAAGGUACUUAACACUAAUUGCUCCUGUGAGUUGCUCUGCGUAAGAGCGUCUGCUAAAUGACUAAAAAUGUAAAAUGUAAAAAUGAGUAGGACUGGAAUACUAAGUGACUGUGAGUGAAGAACAAAAUAAUCCUAACAUUUCCACACACUAACCAAUACCCAAACUGAGAUUCACUGAAAAUACAAAUCUGAUUGGUUUAUCAAGACCAGUCCACAUGCUUGUCUCAAAGCAGCGCGAAAAACGGUGCUGAAUUAGUUGACCACACGCGAGUAGGCUAUUGCUUCAAAUCCUAUUACAACAAUUGGAUGACUUUGGGUGUUUCAGUAAGCAACAAUUUUGUUGCCUUCAAUUGCAUUAGCAUACUUUAUUCCAAUAUUUAUGUCAUUCAGUGAUAUUUAGUCCCAUAGUAAUUCGAUAUGGAUCCAUCCAGAUGUGGUUAGAAAACAGUGCAUGUGGUGGGCUAUGCAAAGAGAUGGGUGAAGUGAACAUUCAUUGUGGUCCUCUGUAGCUCAAUUGGUAGAGCAUGGCGCUUGUAACGCCAGGGUAGUGGGUUCGAUCCCCGGGACCACCCAUACGUAAAAAUUUAUGCACACAUGACUGUAAGUCGCUUUGGAUAAAAGCGUCUGCUAAAUGGCAUAUUAUUAUUAUAUAUAUAUAUUAUAUUAAUUAAUACAUUUAAAAAGUCCCUAAACUCAGCAAGAGUCUAUUGUCUUGCUGAUAGCCCAUCAAGGGCGGAUUGCUUCUUUUGUAUUCCAAUGUAUUGGAAAGACUGCUGACUGAUUUCCACCUGGCCCACAGCGUUGUUCUCCGCCCGACUCUCUACCAAUGCCACCAGAUUAUUCUCUCUAUUGUUGUUAUCUACAGUGCCUUUCAAAAGUAUUCAUCCCCCUUCGAGUUUUUCCUAUUUUGUUGCAUUACAACCUGUAAUUUAAAUUGAUUUUUAUUUUGGAUUUCAUGUAAUGGAAAUACACAAAAUAGUCAAAAUCCGUGAAGUGAAAUGAAAAAAAUAACUUGUUUCAAAAAAUGUGAACAAAAAUAUAAUGGAAAAGUGGUGCGUGCAUAUGUAUUCAGCCCCUUUACUAUAAAGCCCCUAAAUAAGAUCUGGUGCAGCCAAUUACCUUCAGAAGUCACAUAAUUAGUUAAAUAAAGUCCACCUGUGUGCAAUCUAAGUGUCACAUGAUCUCAGUAUAUAUACACCUGUUCUGAAAGGCCCCAGAGUCUGCAACACCACUAAGCAAGUAGUACCACCAAGCAAGCGGCACCAUGAAGACCAAGGAGCUCUCCAAACAGGUCAGGGACAAAGUUGUGGAGAAGUACAGAUCAGGGUUGGGUUAUAAAAAACUAUCAGAAACUUUGAACAUCCCACGGAGCACCAUUUAAAUCCAUUAUUUAAAAAAUUGAAAGAAUAUGGCACCACAACAAACCUGCCAAGAGAGGGCCGCCCAACAAAACUCCCAGACCAGGCAAGGAAGGCAUUAAUCAGAGAGGCAUCAAAGAGACCAAAGAUAACCCUGAAGGAGCUGCAAAGCUCCACAGCGGAGAUUGGAGUAUCUGUCCAUAGGACCACUUUAAGCCGUACACUCCACAGAGCUGGGCUUUACAGAAGAGUGGCCAGAAAAAAGCCAUUGCUUAAAGAAAAAAAUAAGCAAACACGUUUGGUGUUCGCCAAAAGGCAUGUGGGAGUCUCCCCAAACAUAUGGAAGAAGGUACUCUGGUCAGAUGAGACUAAAAUUGAGCUUUUUGGCCAUCAAGGAAAACACUAUAUCUGGCGCAAACCCAACACCUCUCAUCACCCCGAGAACACCAUCCCCACAGUGAAGCAUGGUGGUGGCAGCAUCAUGCUGUGGGGAUGUUUUUCAUCGGCAGGGGGUGAAUACUUUCACAAGCCACUGUAUUCGGCGUCAUUCCACAAGUAAAUGUAAUAAAUUAAACACCUACAUUAAAUAGCUCAGGUCUUGAAAAUAUGUGAAACCUUCUUAUUUUUUUAUUUUUUUGUGUUUUAUAGCUUCGCCAUCAACUUGUUAAUUUAGCAGACAUAACUUGCAUAAAUUCAGUCAAAACAUAUAUUUUAAGAAUAUAAUGGAAUAUAACAGACCAUUUUAUAAUAAUAAUAAUUUUAGUUUCUCUUAGAAUAAAAACCUUACAGUGCAACAACAGUUUUAGUAAUAAUUUAAGUUUAAGUUUAAGUAAUAAGCUACGGUCCAGUUACAAUUUCUUCUGACAAAGUAGAAACCAAAAAAAGUGUAUUUUUUUUAGUGUGCGCACGGGACAGAGGAAGAGCAAUUCUGACACUAUUGUUCUAAAUUCAAUCACUCUCUUCUUCUUCAUCCUCAUCAUUCAGUUGUAAUACAUUUUGUCACUCCUGUUCAACAACUCCAAAUCGCUUUUGCAUCUGCUCUAAUUAUAUAACUUGAAAUAACACUAUAUAGGUUAAUGAAAUAAUUGAACGUAAAAAUGUGAUUAUUUAUUAGACUAGUGGAUAUACAGUACCAGUCAAAAGUUUGGACACAUCUACUCAUUCAAGGGUUUUUCUUUAUUUGGACUAUUUUCUACAUUGUAGAAUAAUAGUGAAGACAUCAAAACUAUGAAAUAACACAUAUGGAAUCAUGUAGUAAACAAAAAAAGUGUUAAACAAAUUAAAGUAUAUUUUAUAUUUGAGAAUCUUAAAAUAACCCCCCUUUGCCUUGAUGACAGCUUUGCACACUCUUGGCAUUCUCUCAACCAGCUUCACCUGGAAUGCUUUUCCAACAGUCUUGAAGGAGUUCCCACAUAUGCUGAGCACUUGUUGGCUGCUUUUCCUUCACUCUGCGGUCCGACUCAUCCCAAACCAUCUCAAUUGGGUUGAGGUUGGGGGAUUGUGGAGGCCAGGUCAUCUGAUGCAGAACUCCAUCACUCUCCUUCUUGGUCAAAUAGCCCUUACACAGCCUGGUGGUGUGUUGGGUCAUUGUCCUGUUGAAAAACAAAUGAUAGUCCCACUAAGCCCAAACCAGAUGGGAUGGCAUAUCGCUGUAGAAUGCUGUGGUAGCCAUGCUGGUUAAGUGUGCCUUGAGUUCUAAAAAAAAUCACAGACAGUGUCACCAGCUAAGCACCCCCACACCAUAACACCUCCUCCUCCAUGCUUUAUGGUAGGAACUACACAUGCGGAGAUCAUCUGUUUACCUACACUGCGUCUCACAAAGACACAGUGGUUGGAACCAAAAAUCUACAAUUCUGACUCCAGACCAAAGGACACAUUUCCACCGGUCUAAUGUCCAUUGCUCGUGUUUCUUGGCGCAUUGGUGUCCUUUAGUAGUGGUUUCUUUGCAGUAAUUCGACCAUGAAGGACCUGAUUCACACAGUCCCCUCUGAACAGUUGAUGUUGAGAUGUGUCUGUUACUUGAAGUCUGUGAAGCAUUUAUAUUGGCUGCAAUUUUCUGAGGCUGGUAACUCUAAUGAACUUAUCCUCUGCAGCAGAGGUAACUCUGGGUCUUCCAUUCCUGUGGCGGUCCUCAUGAGAGCCAGUUUCAUCAUAGCGCUUGAUUGUUUUUGUGACUGCACUUGAAGAAACUUUCAAAGUUCUUGAAAUUUUCGGGAAUUGAUUGACCUUCAUUUCUUAAAGUAAUGAUGGACUGUCGUUUCUCUUUGCUUAUUUGAGCUGUUCUUGCCAUAAUAUGGACUUGGUCUUUUACCAAAUGUAGAAAAUAGUAAAAAUUAAGAAAGACCCUGGAAUGAGUAGGUGUGUCCAAACUUUUGACUGGUACUGUAAGUAUUUUAGACAUAUCAUGUGAAUAAGGCCUCAUGUAAAUUAUUUUCAAAAGCACAAGAGUUACCGUUGCAUGACAAACAGGUGCUGAUAGAUUACAAUAUAAUUGAUCUGUCAGUUUGGAACAGUGUAAACAAUACUAAAUCAAGUCUAAGUAAUACCACAGAGUCUGUUCUAAUGAAAAAAAUGUGUAAAGCCUUUAAUACAGCAUAGCAAAGUUUAAAAAUCAGCCAGAUUUGUGAAAUUGCUUCAUGACAUUUUGUGGUUGCAUGAGGCUUGGUGAUCACAAACACUCACAUAGGCAACAGAAGCAGGGACAGCAUAGGGCUGAGUGACUCACUCAUUCCUGGCUUUCGUUCAAAAUAAGUUAUAUUAUAAUGCAGGGUUAAAGGCACAUUCUUUUCUGAUUGUCUUUAGCAUGCAGUCUCUCCUCUCGCUACAGCUAAUUUCAUUUGAAAUAUUAUGUGGAUUAUAAUAAAUUAAUAUAUUUGUAGGGGUUGAUGCAUUUUUCGUUAGGGUAAAUCUGGUCUGUGAUAUUGAGUUAGAAAUGUAAAACUUUAGAGUACCUAAGCAUCGAAUACAUUGCAAGUUUGAACCUUUUUUGGCCGUUAGACUACUCUUUACAAUAGGACUCAACUCUGACUGACAUCUCUCAGUAGUCUAAACUGUGGCACAAAUUGGGGGAUUCUUCACACCUAGCCAAGCUAUUAGUCCUUUUGUAAAUUAAUGGAGGUGUGAAUGUUUCAGUCAGUCUCUCUCCUAUCGCACUAAAAAAUCAGCUGACGGGUGGUCCCGGAGUUGAGAGAGAAUAGCCGACUAAAUAAGCCAAGCCUAAAUGAAUACAUUAAAUUGUCUAAAUAAAGGAGUACAUUUCAUAACUAAUUGAAGUAGCUCAGAUCUUGAAAAUAUGGGCAACCCUUUUACCUCUCCCUAUCCUCGCUGGACUCUCUUUAAUAAUAUAGUAAUAAUAAUAUGCCAUUUUGAAAUUUUUGUUAUUGACCAAAUACUUAUUUUCCACCAUAAUUUGCAAAUACAUUUAUAAAAAAUCCUACAAUGUGAUUUUCUGGAGAAAAAAAAUUAUCUCAAUUUGUCUGUCAUAGUUGACGUGUACCUAUGAUGAAAAUUACAGGCCUCUCAUCUUUUUUAAGUGGGAGAACUUGCACAAUUGGUGGCUGACUAAAUACUUUUUUUCCCCCACUGUAAUAAUAAUAAUAAUAUGCCAUUUAGCCAAACAUCUUUCAUUCCGUUUCUUCUUCACAUCAGCAAAGAAGGACUUCGUGUUUCAGAAAUUAACUUUAAAUAGAGGGGCUAUCACUCUUUCACACUGUGGUAAAUAAAGCCAGUUUGUUAUUUAGAAUUAUGUCUGUCUGUUUUUAGUGGGAGAGAAACCAAAAGCCCGCUGUGCCUAUUUUUCAAAAAAAUCAUCAGUCCACUUGUCAAGUGUAAUUGCGGCAUUGUAUUUACCCAAGUUCUCUCUCAACUCCGGGACCACCCGCCAGCUAUUUUUUGUUGUUGUUGCCUGAUGCAGGAAUCUAGUGCCAGAGAAGAGAGACUCUUGGACUAAGACAUUCACACCUCCAUUAACUUAGUGUAACCGGUGUGAAAAGGCUAGCUAGUUAGCGGUGCGCGCUAGUAGCGUUUCAAUCGGUGACGUCACUCGCUCUGAGACCUUGAAGUAGUUGUUUCCCUUUGCUCUGCAAGGGCCGCGGCUUUUGUGGAGCGACGGGUAACGGUGCUUCAAGGGUGACUGUUGUCGAUGUAUUGCAGAGGGUCCCUGGUUCAAGCCCAGGUAGGGGCGAGGAGAGGGACGGAAGCAACACUGUUACAUUAGGAAAAGAUAGACAAUUUGUGUCACAGUUCAGACUACAACCGAUAGAUCAGCGUUCUGACUCCCCCUUGUGGUAGUGUGGUGCAAUGACAGAAUUACGCAAUUUACCACAAUCUGCCACCAUCUACCACAAAUGGUUGCGGCAUAAGCUCAACAUUUUUUCAUUUAUUGAGGAACCACUGUACUUUGUAGAAGCACCUUUGGCAGUGAUUCAAGCUUUGAGUCGUCUUCGGUGUGUCUGUAUCAGCUUUGCACAUCUGGAUUUGGGGAUUUUAUCACAUUCUUCCUCGCAGAUUUUUCUCAAGCUUUGUUAAGUUAGAUUGGGGAGGUAAACAGCAAUCUUGAAGUCUUUCCACAGAUUUUCAAUGGGAUUCAAGUCUGGGCUUUGGCUGGGCCACGCUCUUUAUUACAGACAGAAAUCCUCCUCAGUUUCAUCAGCUGUCUGGGUGGCUGGUCUCAGAUAAUAAUAAUAAUAAUAUGCCAUUUAGCAGACGCUUUUAUCCAAAGCGACUUACAGUCGUGCGUGCAUACACAGAUGAUCCCGGAGGUGAAGAAGCCGGAUGUGGAGGUCCUGGGCUGGCAUGGUUAUACGUGGUCUGCGGUUGUGAGGCCGGUUGGACAUACUGCCAAAUUCCCUAAAACGACGUUGGAAGCGGCUUAUGGUAGAGAAAUUAACAUUCAAUUACCCGACAACAGUUCUGGUGGACAUUCCUGCAGUCAGCAUACCAAUUGCACGCUCCCUCAAAACCUGAGACAUCUGUGGCAUUGUGUUGUGAGACAAAAUUGCACAUUUUAGAGUGGCCUUUUAUUGUCCCCAGCACAAGGUGCACCUGUGUAAUGAUCAUGCUGUUUAAUCAGCUUCUUGAUAUGCCACAACUUGUGAGGUGGAUGGAUGAUCUUGGCAAAGGAGAAAUGCUCACUAACAGCGAUGUUGGGGCACUAACAGCUCAGUUGUAGUCCUCCUGUAGCUCAGUUGGUAGAGCAUGGGCGCUUGCAACGCCAGGGUUGUGGGUUCGUUUCCCAUGGGGGGCCAUUAUGAAAAUGUAUGCGCUCACUAACUGUAAGUCGCUCUGGAUAAGAGUGUCUGCUAAAUAAAUUAAAAUGUAAAAAUGUACUAACUUCCUGCCUGGGGGCGGCAGGUAACUUAGUGGUUAAGAGCGUUGUGCCAGUAACCGAAAGGUCGCUGGUUCUAAUCCCCCGAGCCGACUAGGUGAAAAAUCUAUCGAUGUGCCCUUGAGCAAGGCACUUAACCCUAAUUGCUCCUGUAAGUCGCUCUGGAUAAGAGCGUCUGCUAAAUGACUCAAAUGUAAAAUGUAGGCUGUCUCGUUGUUGUUGGUGAUCUACCACUGGUGUGUUGUCAGCAAACUUGAUGAUAGAGUUGGAGUAGUGUGUAGUCAUGGGAGUACAGGAGAAGGCUGAGCACCCACCCCUGGGGGGCCCCCCAUGUUGAGGAUCAGUGUGGCGAAGGUGUUGUUGCCUACCCUCACCACCUGGGGGCGGCCCGUCAGGAAGUCUAGGUCCGAGUUGCACAGGGAGGGGUUAAGUCCCAGGGCCCUGAGACUAGUGAUGAGCUUGCGGGGCACCAUGGUGUUGAAAGCCGAGCUGUGGUCAACGGAAAGCAUCCAGGGUGAAUAGGGCGGGUGUGCAGUUUAGCGGCUAUUGCGUCAUCCAUGGGUCUGUUGGAUUUCCUCUUGGUCUAAUGGUAAAGACGUUGGUUUCUCCUGUGGGAGAGCUGGGUUCAUAUCCCGGCAGUUAUUUCAGUAAUGAUGUUUGUCUGGUUUGUUUCUCUACAGGUGGAGAAGACUAGACAUCACCUGCUCCUGAGGGACAAGUUAGAGUCCAGCCUGCUGCUGGCUCAGGAUGGGUUGUUGUCCUGUGUGAGUGAAGAGCAGAGUGAGUCCCCUCAGCCCUCUGAGGGCCACACCCAGGGCCCCACCCAGGGCCCCACCCAGGGCCCCACCGCAGAUGAGAGGCAGCGAGAGCUAGCCAUUAAGGUCAGUGUCUGUGUUCUUUAAAAACUUGAUAGAAGUUAGUUAUUAUUGUUGUUUCUCAAAUAUUCCCAUUCUUGCUCGAGUGUCCCUUUAAAAUGUUGUACGUGUGUGCCCAGUCAGCCUUGUCUUUAGUAAACCACUCUGGAUAAACAUUUGUGUAAAGCCCCUGAAGCUCUGAAACGUAAAGCACUCUCUUAUCUCUUUUCCACCAGUGUCUGCGGCUGCUCUCCCACUCCUUCAACAGAGAGUACAGCCACGUGUGUGUCAGCGCCAGUGAAAGCAAGGUAGGCCUCCUCCUACUUUACAUGUCUGUAUGCUGUAUAUAUAUAUAUAUAUAUAUACUGUAUACUGUAUACUGUAUACUGUUUGAAGUACUUAGAUUUGAGGAAACUAUGAAUAGGUAAGUGACAGGUUAUCAUUUUUCUCAGUGAGCUUUUUCCAGACAUGCUGUUUGUGUGUGUGCGUGUGUGUGUGUGUGUGUGUGUGUGUGUGUGUGUGUGUGUGUUUCCAGCUGUCUGAGAUGUCAAUGACUCUGCUGAGGGAGUCGACCUCUGCCACGGCCCUCAACACCCUCACCCCCUCCUCGACAUGCCCCUCACUGGUGGAGGGAUGCUACCCCAAGACUGAAGGACUC
This is a messenger RNA of Coregonus sp. 'balchen', 10826 nucleotides long. NCBI's taxonomy places the organism in Eukaryota, Metazoa, Chordata, Actinopteri, Salmoniformes, Salmonidae. The record is from the annotation of a GenBank genome assembly.